Phalaenopsis equestris is the source of this 739-nucleotide messenger RNA. RefSeq names its product calcium-dependent protein kinase 8-like. Gene Ontology annotation, cellular component: cytoplasm; nucleus. Gene Ontology annotation, biological process: intracellular signal transduction; peptidyl-serine phosphorylation; protein autophosphorylation. The record is from RefSeq and is a predicted model, not a curated record. The annotation marks the transcript as partial. NCBI's taxonomy places the organism in Eukaryota, Viridiplantae, Streptophyta, Magnoliopsida, Asparagales, Orchidaceae. The transcript has a single exon. Gene Ontology annotation, molecular function: ATP binding; calmodulin binding; calcium-dependent protein serine/threonine kinase activity.
GAAAGCGGAGAACCGAUGGAAUUAACAGCAACCCCGCCGCUAGGAGCCAACCAACCAGAGAAAAUCCACGCCCGCCCAACUCCUAUCGCCCUCCUCCCUUUCCUUCUAUACAAAGAACUACAGAAGAAGAACCGUUUGCAUCAGUACUGCUUUAAAUUUCCAAGGAAGCAAUCCACAAGCCGUCGCCCGGCGGCUAAUGGGCGGGUGCUACUCCUCCCCUUCCAUAACCACCACUCGCCCCCCUCCCAAAUCCCUCUUCCUCCUCCCCUCCACCGCCGACUCCGAUGACGAAACCGAAAUCCCUUCCCGCUGCUCCUCCAUGGUCGCCCCCAUUUCCCCGAAGUCCCCUGUGUCCGUCCUUUCUAACCCUGCCUCCAUCGUCGAUUUCCACCGCCAAUACCGCCUCGGCCGCGAGCUAGGCCGAGGUGAAUUUGGCGUGACGCGUCUCUGCUCCGACGUCGAGACAGGCAGGGCUUUGGCUUGCAAGACAAUUUCGAAGCGGCGAUUGCGGAGCGCUGUAGAUGUUGCUGAUGUCCGGCGGGAGGUGGAAAUCAUGCGCCAUUUGCCGCCUCACCCUAACCUGGUAAGGUUCGUCGAUGCAUACGAGGAUCAGGACUCUGUCCAUCUUGUUAUGGAGUUAUGUGAGGGUGGGGAGCUCUUCGACCGUAUUGUUGCUCGCGGCCAUUACUCCGAGAGGGCAGCGGCGAUUGUUGUCAAUACUAUUAUGGAGGUUGUCCAG